AUGGAGAGGUUGCCGGUUGAUGACAAAUCCACAAACAAAUCGGUUAAUCUGCUUGUGAUUUCAGUUAAAUCACAAGUCAUUAACAAGUCACACAUGACAGGUGUCCAACAGCGAGCAACUUACAUUCAUGACAAACCACCUAAAGAUAAAAUCGGUGUUAUGGAGUCUGCCUUCGUCCUGACUGUGAUGACUCUGACCGUCCUCGGACCUUCUGGUUGGAUUCUUUCCCACGUAGAUGAAUAUAAAACCCGCAGGCCUUGA
This is a messenger RNA of Stegastes partitus (bicolor damselfish), 261 nucleotides long. The record is from RefSeq and is a predicted model, not a curated record. NCBI's taxonomy places the organism in Eukaryota, Metazoa, Chordata, Actinopteri, Pomacentridae.